AAUAUUUAAGAUUUAGAUUAUUCUCGCACCAACCGCAAAAUAAAUAUAUAUUUUUUCACACACUCGCACCUAUCCAUCACAUCACACUACACAGUGGUUGGUUGAUUCCUCUCUCGCAACUCGCAAGCAACAACGAAGAACGAAGAAGAAUGGAUGAUGAAGUUAUUCAGCGAGUGUUCCACGAAGGAGGACGCGAUUUCUACCAGCAGCAACCUUCAACUUCCUCCAUCCUGCAAUCUCUCCCACUCCAUGUGUCUUUUGAUCAUGGCUAUUAUUUACUGGUAAAAUCUAUCCAAGAACUACGUGAGAAAAAGGAAGGCCUUGUUACGGUUGGAAUUGGUGGUCCUAGUGGCUCUGGAAAAACAAGCUUAGCAGAAAAGGUGGCAUCCGUUAUUGGUUGUACUGUUAUAUCAAUGGAGAAUUAUCGUGAUGGAGUUGAUGAAGGGGGUGAUCUGGAUUUUAUAGAUUUCACGAGCUUGAUCAAGAAUCUUGAGGAUUUGAUAAAAGGUGAUGAUACAUUAGUCCCAGUGUUUGAUUAUCAGCAAAAGAGACGUGUUGGCUAUAAAGCUAUAAAGAGUACUGCAUCUGGUGUGUCUCCAGAGGGAUAUUCAAGUACUGCCUUUCAAGGGAAUGAAUCCCAAACAGAUAAUUGUAUUGAAAUGUACCUUAGACCACCUUCCACUAGUGAAGAAGCAAGGAUAAAUGAUUGGAUCAAAGUGCGGCAGUCUGGAAUUAGAUAUUAUUUAUCACUUGGUGACCAGAGGAUUGUUGACAAAAAUUUUAUUAUCAGGCCUAAAGCAGAGUUUGAGGUUGGACGAAUGACAUUGGGUGGAUUGUUGGCUCUUGGAUACACAGUUGUCGUUAGUUAUAAACGCUCAUCCACAACUGUUGAUAAUGGCAAGGUUUUGGUGUCUUUUGAAACCAUUGAUGCCCUUGAUGAGACAUUCAUGGUGAUGAGAGGAACUAAUAGGAAGACUGUUGGAACAGAAGCAAUGAGGCUUGGUAUCAAUGGACCUUGGAUUACUAAAUCAUAUCUUGAGAUGAUCCUGGAUAAAAAAGGUGUUCCUCGCCUUAAUACACCACCACUGGUGACUAAUACAUCUGUGCCUGGAAGUCAAGACACUGCAAUCAUUGCACCAAAACCAAUUCGCGUGACUCCUGACCUUGUUACGGGAUUGGAGGAUUUGUCUCAGCCAUGGACUCGGUCCCCAACAAAAUCUAAAAUGGAACCUGUUAUGGCAACAUGGCAUUUCAUAUCUUCAGAUUCUUCCCACCCUGACAACUCAGUCCUAGAUCCUUCAUCUUUCAGGGAUACCAUUAGGCUUGCUCCAAUGCCUGAGUCAUAUGACCUGGAUAGGGGAUUGCUUUUGGCUGUUCAAGCCAUACAAGCUUUGUUGGAAAAUAAAGGUUUCCCAGUCAUAGUUGGAAUUGGAGGUCCAAGUGGUUCUGGAAAGACUAGUUUGGCUCAUAAAAUGGCGAAUAUUAUUGGAUGUGAAGUGUUAUCCCUGGAAAGCUAUUAUAAACAAGUAAAGGAUUUCAAAUAUGAUGACUUCAGCUCUCUUGACUUAUCUUUGCUAUCAAAGAAUAUUAGUGACAUAAGAAAAGGCCGAAGAACAAAAGUACCAAUAUUUGACUUGGAAAGUGGUGCUCGGAGUGGCUUCAAGGAACUUGAAGUUUCAGAAGAUUGUGGAGUGAUAAUUUUUGAAGGUGUCUAUGCUUUGCAUCCUGAUAUCCGAGUAUCACUUGAUUUUUGGAUUGCUGUUGUAGGAGGAGUUCAUUCACAUUUGCUUUCACGAGUUCAAAGGGAUAAGAGUAGAGUGGGUUGUUUUAUUUCCCAGAAUGAGAUCAUGAUGACGGUGUUUCCAAUGUUCCAGCAGUACAUUGAACCUCAUCUCGUUCAUGCACACCUUAAAAUUCGAAAUGACUUUGAUCCUGUGCUUUCUCCUGAGAGUUCAUUGUUUGUGUUGAAGAGUAACAAGAAAGUAGCAUAUCAAGAUAUUCUUGCAAUUCUUGACCGAGCAAAAUUUUGCAGUUCUGUUCAGAAAUUUAUUGAUAUUUAUAUAAGGCUGCCUGGGAUCCCUUCUAAUGGGCAGUUGACAGAAAGUGAUUGUAUUCGAGUCAGAAUAUGUGAAGGAAGAUUUGCCUUGCUGAUACGUGAGCCUAUUAGAGAAGGAAACUUCAUCAUUCAGCCUAAAGUGGAUUUUGAUAUUGGCAUUAGUACAGUUGCUGGUCUUCUUAAUCUUGGGUAUCAGGCAGUUGCUUACAUUGAAGCCUCUGCAUUCAUCUAUCAGGAUGGAAAGAUUCUAAUUGAGGUUGAUCAUCUACAAGAUGUCCCUGGCCCAUAUAUUCAGAUCAAGGGUGUUAAUAAAGAUGCAGUGGCAGCAGCGGGUUCAAUGCUUGAAUUGGAUGGCUCAUAUACAACUAAGAGUUAUCUUGAAAUAAUUUUAGAAAGACUACCAACAAUAGAAAGAACUUCUGGUGGGAUUAACUCUCAGCAAUCAGCAAGGCUGCUAGAGAUUAUUGAAUUUAUUCAAUCUCAGGGGUGCAGCUCUCCUUCAGAAUCAUCACCAAGUAGGGGAGUCUCUCCAAUUGAAGGGGCUAUUGAGGAGAUGCAAUCAAGGAUUAGAAGGCUUGAGAGGUGGCUUGCUAUAAAUACGGUUCUAUGGACAUUUCUAAUGUCUGCCCUUGUUGGUUUUUCACUGUAUCAAAGGAGGCGUCAGUGAUGGUCUUGCAAGUUUUCAAGAUCAUGCAUUGGCAUUAUUGUCUAGUAACCUUGAAAUAUAAACAGGGCUCAGUUUUUUGAAUGGUGAGUCCAUGCAAACUAAAUGGUCACUAACCCCUUUAGAAUGGAACGCGGUUCGUCAAUUUCAAAGAGUGAGAAAAGUGUUGAUUGAUUAAUAUGCACAUUAUUUGUUGGCAGAAAUGAGAUACAGGUUAUUCAAUAAUAAGUAAUGUAGAUAGACAAACGCGAAAAAGAAUAUAUUGUAGAUAUAUAUUUAAGUACUGCUUAUGCGUCCUAAGUUGAACUGUCAUUUUA
Molecule: messenger RNA, 3037 nt
Organism: Arachis ipaensis
Lineage: Eukaryota; Viridiplantae; Streptophyta; Magnoliopsida; Fabales; Fabaceae
Source: RefSeq, a predicted model, not a curated record